AUGGGCAAAAUCCCUGAAUCAAUAUGCAAUGCUAAAUCUCUUCAAGUUCUAGAUUUGUCUCAUAAUUCCUUGAGUGGCACACUUCCCCAAUGCUUCUCUACACUGAGUAGAACUCUAGGGGUUCUCAAUCUAAGAAGAAACAACCUCAUUGGCACAAUAUUUGAUAAGUUUUCAAAGUAUUGUCGCUUACAAACUCUGAAUCUCAACGAAAACCUACUUGAAGGAGUGAUACCAAUGCCUCUUGCCAAUUGCACAAAUUUUGAGGUAUUUGACAUUGGGAACAACCAGAUACAUGAUGCCUUCCCAUGUCACUUGAAGAAAAUAUCCAAUUUGCGCAUCCUUGUCUUGAGAUCUAACAAAUUUUAUGGAUCUAUUGGUUGUGAGGGACCAAAUGAUACUUGGCCAAUGCUUCAAAUUGUAGACCUAGCUUCAAACAACUUUAGUGGUAGGCUAUCAAUAAAAACCUUGGCUAACUCAAAGACAAUGAUGGCUGAUAAUAAGGUUUAUUUAGAGCUCAAAUACCUCCAUUAUAAUGCUGGACUAGGUUUUCCUUCUUAUUAUCAAGAUACAAUAACUGUUGUCAGCAAAGGUCUGCAGAUCGAGUUAGUGAAGAUUCUGACUCUUUUCACCUCAAUUGAUCUUUCAUGCAACAAUCUUGACGGGCCAAUACCAAAAGAUUUAGGUGUACUCAAAGCAUCGUAUAUUCUCAACUUAUCAUUCAAUGCUUUCACAGACCCAAUCCCACCAUCUUUGGGAAAAUUGAGUGAACUUAAGUCACUAGACCUAUCAAGCAACAAGCUUAACAGUGAGAUCCCUAUGCAACUUGCAGAUGGACUUACUUUCUUGUCAGUGCUAAACCUAUCGUUUAAUCAAUUGGUUGGGCCGAUUCCAUUUGUCAAGCAAUUUGCUACAUUUUUGGAAGCUUCUUAUAAAGGGAACAAAGGAUUAUGUGGCCCCCAUUUGAAGACAAAAUGUAGAUCUGUUGAGCCACAUUCACCAUUUCCAACAUUUGAAGAUACUCAUUCGACUUCUAGGCCUUUGAUUGGUUGGAAAUUCCUAAGUGCAGAAUUGGGAUUUGCUUUUGGAUUUGGGAUGGUGAUUAUGCCUCUUAUGCUUUUCAAGAGGUGGAGGAUAUGGUAUUACAAACACAUUGAUGAAAUAUUUUUCAAGAUCUUUCCUCAAUUGUACCUUGGGGGGAAAAAAAUACCGACAAGUCCAAGCACAUAG
Molecule: messenger RNA, 1227 nt
Organism: Quercus robur (English oak)
Lineage: Eukaryota; Viridiplantae; Streptophyta; Magnoliopsida; Fagales; Fagaceae
Product: receptor-like protein 7
Exons: 1
Coding region: 1-1227 (408 amino acids)
Molecular function (GO): protein binding
Source: RefSeq, a predicted model, not a curated record